This is a messenger RNA of Fibroporia radiculosa, 984 nucleotides long. RefSeq lists its product as uncharacterized. The record is from RefSeq and is a predicted model, not a curated record. The transcript has 6 exons. The coding region runs from base 1 to 984 and encodes 327 amino acids. NCBI's taxonomy places the organism in Eukaryota, Fungi, Basidiomycota, Agaricomycetes, Polyporales, Fibroporiaceae.
AUGUCGUACAGAAUCAGUAGUGCACAGCACGUCGUCGCCCUCGUUGGCGGGACGGGAAAUCUCGGCAAGGAGGUGUCCAACGUGUUCCUCACCUCCUACCGCACAUACUUCUCGCGCAUCAUCAUUGUUGGGCGGGACAUCACCACACCGGCUGCGCGUGAGCUUGCCGGGCAGGGCGCGGAGCUCCGCGCAGUGGAUACGGCCAACCUCGUAUCGUCCUUUACACAAGCUUUCCAGGGCGUGGAUGUCGUUGUGAACGUCAGCUCUCGCGCUCCGAACGAAUACCAUAACGCCCUCUUUGAAGCGGCACUGAAGAGCAGCGUCAAGGUGUACUUCCCUUCGGAAUUUGGCUCAGACUACCGUCUCAAUGACUUCCCGGGCUGGGACGAUGUUACGUGGACCGAAAAGCGCGAGCACGUCGAUGCCUCCCGCGCGCUGUCCAAGGGCAAAGUCAAGAUCAUUGCGGUCGCCACGGGCCUCUUCUUGGAGACUGCUUUAGGGCCCUGGCUCGGCUUCGACACUGCGAACCUGACAUAUACUUCCGUCGGCUCCCCCGACGUGAAGACUGCCGUGACCGCCAAGGUGGACAUCGGACGCGCGGUCGCGGAGCUGACCCUCCUCGCGUUGUCGCCGGACACGGCGUCGCAGGUGCCGGAUGACGUGCGCAUCGCGGGGGACAACAAGAGCUUCCGCGAGAUCCGCGACAUCGUCCAGCGUGUGCGCACGGAGUUUGACGCGAAGCCCGCUGGGGAGAUCGUGCUCAAGACGGUCGAGCUUGGACCAUUCCGGGAGCAGCUGCGUAAGGCACAGCUGGAGAAGCCCGCGGAGAGCCCGCUGCAGCAUAUCAAGAUCGUCAUCGCGGAGGGGAAGCAAGACUUUUCGAAGGAGAAUAGCGACGAGCUGGUCAACCCUGGACAAAAGGUGUGGAAGUGGAAAACGGUCGAAGAUUAUGUCCGCGAGGUUAGGGGUCAGCCGUUCGCUUAG